AUGGCCGAUCCAAAAGCCCAACCACUAGAAACCAACUCGGCAAUUGACGAGAGUACGGUUGCAGAUUUCAGAGAACACGGCAUCGGCAAACGAACAUGGUACCGGACCGUCUUUUUCCAGGCCACAGUAAUCGGUCUUUGUGCAUUCUUUGCCCCGGGUCUAUACAAUGCUAUGCAGUCAACGGGUGCAGGUGGCCAACAGACUCCCUACCUUGUCAUGUCUGCGAAUGCUGUUCUGGGGGUCAUGAUGGUCUUGACAUGUUCCAUGGGAAGUGUGGUUGCUAACAGAAUUGGCCUCAAGAAUGCCUUGAUCUUUGGUACGACGGGAUAUGCUCUGUACUCAGCGUCACUUUACACAAACAACCGCUACGGCAAUGAGUGGUUUGUGUACGUUGGCUCUGCCGCUUGUGGUAUCACUGCCGGGGUUUUCUGGGCUGCAGAAGGCGCGAUCAUGAUUAGUUAUCCGGAAGACCAGAAACGAGGAAGAUAUCUAGCUUAUUGGCUGGCGUACCGAAAUGGGGGCUCUAUCGUUGGAGGUGCCAUCAACCUUGCAUUCAACGCUACUGGAAAGACGACAGGAAAACUAGACUAUAGGACCUACAUCGUCUUUGUGGCUUUGCAAUGCCUCGGUCCGUUCGUCGCAAUGCUUCUAUCUCCCCCCGAGAAGGUCCAACGGCAGGAUGGAAGAAAGGUGGCAAAGGCUGAGCGGAUUCCCACAGUCUCGGAACUGAAAGCUGUUGCCAAAAUCCUGAUUCGCAAGGACUUCUUGCUGGUUUUCCCCUUUUUCUUCUACGCAACAUUUCUCCUGUCAUAUGCGGGAUCCUACCUCUCCCUAUACUUCUCCGUCCGGUCCCGUGCUUUAGCAUCUCUAGUCUCUGCACUAGCUCAGAUCACUGCCAACUUCAUUUUCGGCAACUUCUUGGACUGGAAGCGUUUCACCAUUAACCAGCGUGCGAAGCUUGCUUACUUCGGCAUAAUGGCCCUAUUUGGGGGAACGUGGGUCUGGGCAAUCGUCAUUCAGCGAGAAUACGGGUUGAAAGCUCCCGCGCUGGACUGGGUUGACAGUGGUUUUGGACGCGGAUGGGCACUUUAUAUCCUUUUGCAGGUUAACUUCGCAUUGGCAUAUAAUUACGGGUAUUGGAUUGCUGGCUACAUGGCGCGUGAUAAUGCCGAAAUUAUCCGAUUUACAUCAACCGUUCGAGCCGUUGAAGCGGCCGGAGGUGCGGUGGCGUCAGGCAUCAGCUCUACGCAUGCCCCACUCAUUGCCGCCGCGAGUGUCAAUUUUGGUCUAUGGGGUCUAGCCCUUAUUCCGACUUAUUCCGCUGUUCGAGCGAUCGAUGCGAAGCCAACAGAAAUCCUCUCUGAGGAAGAGUUGGGGAAAGACGUUUCCGUUUGA
This is a messenger RNA of Colletotrichum godetiae, 1395 nucleotides long. Its product is annotated as major facilitator superfamily domain-containing protein. NCBI's taxonomy places the organism in Eukaryota, Fungi, Ascomycota, Sordariomycetes, Glomerellales, Glomerellaceae. The record is from RefSeq and is a predicted model, not a curated record. The coding region runs from base 1 to 1395 and encodes 464 amino acids. Gene Ontology annotation, biological process: transmembrane transport. Gene Ontology annotation, molecular function: transmembrane transporter activity. The transcript has 10 exons.